AUGGAGGCCAAGAAGGUUAUCCACAAUGUCAGAGGAAUAUACGGUGGCCAGACCACCACUGGCAUCCUGCGACUCACAGACUAUCACAUGGUGUUUUGCGCUCCGAUAGACCAGCACAAAGGGCGCGCGGACCCUGCGGCGCCGGCAAGGAUGAGAGAGCGAUGGCUCACGUUCCCGAUCCUCUCCUACUGUGCUCUUCGCCCGACGCCUCCUACAUCCAGGCAGUCUCCGUCCAUACGUAUUCGGUGCCGCGACUUUUCCUUUGUCACCUUCACCUUUGUCGACAACGAUGUCGCCCGUGAGGCAUUUGACUUUAUCAAGUCGAGGACCUGCAAGCUCGGCACGGUGGAAAGACUCUACGCCUUCAGCCACAGACCCCUCAAGAAUGAACGAGAAAUGAAUGGCUGGGACUUCUACGACCCCAAGGCCGAGUUCCGGAGGCAGGGUAUCAGCGCGAAGCUGCCUGACAAGGGCUGGAGAGUCACCACCAUCAAUAAGGACUAUACGUUUUGCGACACAUACCCGGCCUUUUUGGUUGUGCCUUCCAAGAUCUCGGACAACGUCCUCAAAUACGCCAGAGACUUUCGUUCUCGGAAUCGAAUUCCCGUCCUGUCCUACAUCCAUCCCGUCAACAACUGCACAAUCACAAGGAGCUCCCAACCGUUGGCGGGCCUCACCAGGAGAACAAACGUACAGGACGAGAGGCUUGUUGCGGCAUCCUUCUCCGCCUGGAUGCCCGGUGGAUCGGAGGAAACUACACCACCUGCGAGCCAGCAGGAACCGGCGGACAGUAGCGUGCUGGCAUCAUCCCUAUCGGAUAUGGAGCGCUACGAAGACGAAUUGAUCUCGCGGUCAGCCGCCAUCUACGACGAGAAGACGGGCGAAACAAGGAUAUACGGCCGACAGCAGGCCAACAUGAUUGUCGACGCUCGCCCCUCGAUCAACGCCAUUGCCAAUCAAGUCCAGGGCAUGGGAUCGGAGAAUAUGGUCAAGUACAAGUUUGCCACGAAGACGUACCUCAGUAUUGGGAAUAUUCACGUCAUGCGAUCCUCGCUCGAGAGGGUCGUGGACGCCCUCAAGGACACUGACAUAUCUCCCCUCCCCCCCAGUCGAGACCUCUUGCAUCAAAGCAACUGGUUGCGACACAUUGAGGAAAUUCUCAGCGGGUCGGCCAUCAUUACCCGCAGAAUCGGAAUCAGCCAUUCCAAUGUCCUUAUCCACUGCUCGGACGGAUGGGAUCGCACGAGUCAACUGAGCGCUUUGGCACAAAUUAUGCUAGACCCCUACUUCAGAACGAUAGAUGGCUUCAUUGUUCUAGUGGAAAAGGACUGGCUCUCGUUUGGUCAUAUGUUUAGGCUGCGGUCUGGACAUUUGAACCACGAGGACUGGUUCGUUGUCCAGAGGGACGCCUUGGCUGGGUCAAAAGUCCAGCCCGGAGAUAGUGACGGUCGCGGCGAUGCGAUUCAGCAAGUUCUCACCAGCGCUAGGCGCUUCUUCAACUCGAGCAAGGAAGAGUCCGAGUUGGAAGGAGCAAGCGAGAUCACGUCGGGGAAAGUGGUGGACGAAGAGGCCACCACCCCCAAAAUGAUGAGCCCUGUUUUCCACCAGUUCCUCGACUGUACCUAUCAGCUGACCAAGCAGCACCCUACCCGUUUUGAGUACAAUGAGCGCUUUCUGCGCCGUCUUCUCUACCACCUCUACUCCUGUCAGUAUGGGACCUUCUUGUACAACUCGGAGAAACAACGCAAAGAUGCCAGAGUCAGUGAGAGGACGUCGUCGGUCUGGGACUACUUUCUCUGUCGAAAGCAAGAAUUUACAAACCCCGACUACGAUCCCACCGUCGAUGAUCGCGUCAGAGGCAAAGAGAGAAUUAUUCUGCCGAAUCUAAAAGAAGUCAGGUGGUGGUAUCAAGUCUUUGGUCGCACGGACGACGAAAUGAAUGGGGCUUUGAACGCUGCUGCUGUUGCCGAGAAUGAGCGCCUCGCGGCCGUGUCGAGCUUACACGGCCCCUCGCGUCCGGAUCAUAUGUCCCGAUCAGCCUCGGGAUCACCGAGACCUCCGGGCCUCAGCGACACCCAGUCCGUACUGGAAGCAGUGGAAACCGCGCACGAGACAAUCACCUCGGAUAACAGGCAGUCUACGUUGCGCCGUAGCGCGUCUGCCGAGGGUCCAAACGCCUUUGCAGCCGUCCGGGAUGGUUUGUCAGGGCUGAACAUUGGCAGAGGCAUACUGAGCAAUCUCGGUCGGGGCGAGGCUUCCGGAUCAGUCACAGCUCCACGCACGGAGCAAGAGAUGAGCGAGAUGACAUAG
This is a messenger RNA of Metarhizium album ARSEF 1941, 2310 nucleotides long. RefSeq names its product protein phosphatase. Gene Ontology annotation, molecular function: phosphatase activity. Gene Ontology annotation, biological process: dephosphorylation. The transcript has 2 exons. The record is from RefSeq and is a predicted model, not a curated record. NCBI's taxonomy places the organism in Eukaryota, Fungi, Ascomycota, Sordariomycetes, Hypocreales, Clavicipitaceae. The coding region runs from base 1 to 2310 and encodes 769 amino acids.